CAUAAUGUGUGCUUUUUGACAACAACUUUCAAAAUCUGCGCAUUUAUUGCAUCAAUCUCAGAAAUGAGAUGAUGAAAUUGGGUUGAAAUGAAUUGCCUUGUUGAGUAUCGGUCUUCUGACUCUGAAAGUGAUAUUGAUGAUGGAGAAAAAAGUACUACUUUGGUCAAAAAGUAUUUUGAUUCUGAAUUCGGGGGAAAAUUAGGACCGAACAUGCCGAGUUCGAGUCCGAAUAAAGUCGAUUCACUCAAAUGUUCAGAAGACAUUUGUCACAAUAGUGAAAAUAGAAUGUCUUCACCAGUGUGUCAUGAAGAAGCUGCAGGAGUGUCGACAACAGUAAAUCGUAAUUUGAAUUCCGAGAAUUGCGGUAAACCGGAAAAUGUUGCCUCAGGUGAGCCAGUGGAAGUUGUGCAAUUGCCAAGCAGCAAACCUCAUUCUGAUAUUACUGCUGAACCAAAGAACGAUUUCUUCAAUUUGUCAUCAGAUUCUGACGACUUAGAUUCUGGACAAGAAACGACAGAAACUUUUGCAGAAGAAAUUUUAGAGGCUGCAACAAAAAAGAUCGACACUCAGUUUGGUAGUGUUGGGAUCCCUGGUGGAAAAUACUGGAAUGAUUUCACUCCAACAGAAAUAAAGACCAGAGGACGAAGAAACCCUGAAAUUCAUUCAAAAAGAAUGAGAGACAACAUGAGACAUAAGGAAGAGGGGCAUGGUCCUCACCUAAAAUAUCGCAAACCUGACAAUUUGGCCAAACAGACUACUCCGAAGCUUACUGCCGACAAAUACGUGUCUAAGAAAAUAUUUUACGUUCACCACAAAAUUGGGCCGCAUUUGGUGAAUUCUUCUCCGCCUUCCAGACCGCCAAAAAAAGAGGUGAUUAAAGUAAACGCCCAUGGAAGUGGAAUAAAUAGACUGAGAUGGUGCUCAAGGAAAGAAUACAGUCACUUAAUUGUGUCAGCGUCUAUGGAUACUACAGUGAAAAUUUGGAACUUGUUUUCCUCAGAACGUCCAGAGGAAGAACUGCAGACUUUAAAACACCAUACCAAGGGUGUCAGAGAUAUUGUGUGGUCUCACUCGGCCAAGGAAAUCCUUUCUUGUGGUUACGACCGAAAAGUUUUCUUCUCUGAUGUUGAGAAGGGUAUAUCGAUACGUUGUUAUGAUCAUGAUGAUUUCGUGACUUGUCUUGCUGUUCACCCUGUGGAGCCCCACAUCUUCGUCUCGGGGACACGCAAUGCGAUACUUUGCUGGGACAUGAGGACGAAUGUACAGCAACCAGUGAAAGAGUUCAGGUACAAGGAUGAUAUUGGCCAGGUGCAAGAUGUUCUCUUCAUCAACAAUGGGGCAGAGUUGAUCAGCACAGGUGAUAUUGUGACCAGAGACUCGGCAGAUCGGAACAUCAUGGCCUGGGACUUCAGAACAACAGUGGUCCUAUCAAACCAAGUUUACCAGGAGAGGUACACAUGUAUCCGCUUGCUGUAUCAUCCAGAGGACAGAUCAUUCUUAGUCCAGACAAAUGGUAACUACCUGGCAUCAUUCUCGACAGAGCGACCAUACAAAAUGAAUAAGUGUAAACGAUUUGAGGGCCAUACGGUGCUUGGCUAUAAUAUCGGUUGCGACAAAAGUCCAGAUGGGAAGAUCAUCAUCAGUGGUAGUUCGGAUGGAAAAUUGAUGUGUUACGACUACUACACUACUAAAGUCAUGAAAAGACUAGACACCGGAUUGAGUGACUGUUUGGAUGUGGCCUAUCACCCAGUGUUGUCAAACACUGUGGCGUGCUGUUCGUGGAGUGCUCAAAUAAGCCUAUGGCAAUGAGAGGUCAUCUAGAGUCGGUGACUGUUUGGAUGUAGCCCAUCAUUCGGUGUUGUCAAACACUUUGGAGUACUGUUUGUGGGUGCUCUAUAGCCUGAGGAAGAGGCCGGCUGAAAUUCUGGACUUUGAAGUAUUCAACUGUACCUGCUGCAGUAAACAUAUUUUGUAGUGUAAAGAGACAAGAAUCUCAUGGCCUUGUGGUAAACCUCACUUCAAUUAAAAAAAUAUGCCAGAUUCCGAAGGCAAGUGUGUAUUUC
Messenger RNA from Lineus longissimus, 2063 nucleotides. RefSeq names its product WD repeat-containing protein 25-like. The record is from RefSeq and is a predicted model, not a curated record. Lineage: Eukaryota; Metazoa; Nemertea; Pilidiophora; Heteronemertea; Lineidae. The transcript is spliced from 4 exons. Bases 88 to 1809 code for a protein of 573 amino acids. Gene Ontology annotation, molecular function: protein binding.